Dromiciops gliroides (monito del monte) is the source of this 837-nucleotide messenger RNA. RefSeq names its product mitochondrial ribosomal protein S12 (gene MRPS12). The transcript is spliced from 3 exons. Bases 117 to 725 code for a protein of 202 amino acids. The record is from RefSeq and is a predicted model, not a curated record. Lineage: Eukaryota; Metazoa; Chordata; Mammalia; Microbiotheria; Microbiotheriidae. Gene Ontology annotation, biological process: translation. Gene Ontology annotation, cellular component: small ribosomal subunit; ribosome. Gene Ontology annotation, molecular function: structural constituent of ribosome.
AUCAGAUGAGCCCUAACAAAACGGACUGACAACCUUCGCGUCUAAUCGGCGGUUCAUUUCUGUAUUCCAUCGCAACGCCCCUCCCGCCAUGUCCAUCCGCAUAAUAAAACUAGCCAAUGGGGUCUUGGAAGAUCCGGAAGACGGCCCAUCUGACUGCCGUCACAGAAGGGCCUGAGGCUAGACUGCAAAGAAGGACCUCUCGGGUGGGAGUCGGUCAGGGCGGACGGAGGAGCCCAGCGGCCCCUGGCCAGGGUCAGCCCCUUUCUCUCCUUAGUUCCUACAGAAAGCGGUCGAAGAAGCGGAUGGCGUGCUCCAGCCUCUUCCGUCGUUUUAACUCCCUGAGUCAGGCUCUCUGCCUGGCCCUGAAGAUGCAGCGGAACCAGCACUGCCCCAUGGCCACUCUCAACCAGAUGCACCGCCGCGGCCGCCCCAAGUGGCCCUCGGCUGGCCCCGGGCCCAUGAACGGCUGUCCCCAGCUCAAGGCCGUGGUGCUGAAGACAAUGAUCCGGAAGCCCAAGAAGCCCAACUCCGCCAACCGCAAGUGCUGCCGAGUGCGCCUGAGCACGGGCCGGGAGGCCAUCUGCUUCAUCCCGGGCGAGGGCCACAGCCUCCAGGAACACCAUGUGGUCUUGGUGCAGGGAGGCCGCACCCAGGACCUGCCCGGCAUCAAGCUCAAGGUCGUGCGGGGCAAGUAUGACUGCGGCCACGUGCAGAAGAAGAAGUGAUGGGAAAGGAGACCUUUGGUCACAUUCGGGUGGCUGGCACGGAUGGACAGAUGGACUUGGUGGGGGGCCAAGGGUGCACAGAGGCCAAUAACACCAUCAUGACCACCCUUUA